Molecule: messenger RNA, 2171 nt
Organism: Syngnathoides biaculeatus (alligator pipefish)
Lineage: Eukaryota; Metazoa; Chordata; Actinopteri; Syngnathiformes; Syngnathidae
Gene: snx6
Product: sorting nexin 6
Exons: 14
Coding region: 81-1304 (407 amino acids)
Cellular component (GO): endosome
Molecular function (GO): phosphatidylinositol binding
Source: RefSeq, a predicted model, not a curated record
GCCGCAGGGGUGACGUCACGUGAUUUCCGGCGAUGUCGUGACGUCACCGGCUGUCUUCCUGUCUCCACCCGUCGGCAGCCAUGAUGCAGGAAGGACUGGACGACGGACCAGACUUCCUCUCCGAGGAGGACCGAGGACCCAGGGCGGUCAACGUGGACCUCCAGACGGACGCCACGCUGCAGGUGGACAUCUCGGACGCCCUCAGCGAGAGGGACAAGGUCAAGUUCACCGUGCACACCAAGAGCACGCUGCCCAGCUUCAAGCAGAACGAGUUCUCUGUCGUCCGUCAGCACGAAGAGUUCAUUUGGCUGCACGACUCCUUCGUGGAGAACGAAGACUACGCCGGAUACAUUAUCCCGCCCGCCCCGCCCAGACCCGACUUUGACGCCUCCAGAGAGAAGCUGCAAAAGUUGGGCGAGGGCGAGGGCUCCAUGACCAAGGAGGAGUUUACCAAGAUGAAGCAGGAACUCGAAGCAGAAUACUUGGCCAUCUUUAAGAAGACGGUCGCCAUGCACGAGGUCUUCCUGUGUCGCGUGGCGGCGCAUCCCAGCCUCAGGAAGGACCUCAACUUCCACGUCUUCCUGGAGUACAACCAGGACCUGAGCGUGCGAGGGAAGAACAAGAAGGAGAAGCUGGAGGACUUCUUCAAAAACGUGGUGAAGUCGGCAGACGGCGUCCUGGUGGCGGGCGUCAAGGACGUGGACGACUUUUUCGAGCACGAGAAGACUUUUUUGCUGGAGUAUCACAACAGAGUGAAAGACGCCUCGGCCAAGUCGGACAGGAUGAUCCGCUCCCACAAGAACGCCGCCGACGACAUCAACAGAAUGGCGUCGUGUUUGUACGCGUUGGGAACGCAGGACUCCACGGACCUGUGCAAGUUCUUCCUCAAAGUGUCGGAGCUCUUUGAGAAGACCAGGAAAAUCGAAGCUCGGGUGGCCGCCGACGAGGACUUGAAGUUGGCCGACUUGUUGAAAUAUUACCUGAGGGAGUCGCAGGCUGCAAAGGACCUUCUAUACCGUCGGAGUAGAGCGCUGCUGGACUACGAGAACGCCAACAAGGCUUUGGACAAAGCUCGCGCCAAGAACCGCGACGUCCUCCAGGCGGACACCGGCCAGCAAGUGUGCUGCCGCAAGUUUGACAAGAUCUCGGAGUCCGCCAAGCAAGAGCUUAUCGACUUCAAGACGAGGCGAGUGGCAGCAUUCAGGAAGAACCUGGUGGAGUUAGCGGAGCUGGAGCUUAAACAUGCCAAGGGGAACUUACAGUUGUUCCAGAGCUGCCUGGGAGUCCUGAAAGGAAACACUUAACCACGCCCCCCCCCCCCCCGUCAGAGCCACGCUCCAUCCACCCGGACAACCUCCUCGGUGUGAGGAGGGUGUCGGGGGUUUUUUUUUUUUUUUUUUUUGGGAGGUUCGUGUCGGAUGGACUAGAGAACCACAAGAAGAAGUCUUAAAAACUAAACAGGACUUUUGUUAUCUUCCUCACUAACCGCAAUCUGUCCUCUUCAUCAACACACACACACACACUUUGUCCUUGGGUCAAUCGGGAGCAGUCUGGCACUGUCUGGCUCGCUCUGGUCCAGGUCCCGGAUCACUUCGGUACGCUCUGUUUCAGUCAGGAUCAAUCUGGCUCGAUAUGGAUCACGGUCUUCCAGUCGAGCUCCAUCUGGAUCAGUGGGGUCCAGGUCUCGGAUCGGUCCGGUCCAGUCAGCGUCACUCUGGAUUUGUGGUCCGAUCUGGAUCAGUCCGGUGCAGUUUUGCUCAAGCGACAUGGGUCCAGUCCUCGCCAGUUGCCGUGGCUCCCGUUGUCCUGUUUCUUCCUUUGGCGAGAUUCUUGGGCGUUGUCCAACUCCUCCUCCAGGUGUGCUUGCUGUUCUUCUUGACAUGAACGGUUUGUAUUGCAGUACGGUUGCUGAUCUUCCUCUCACCAUUGUAGCUCCUUUUUCUUUUUGUUGCUGGGGGCGCGCUCGAGUGUGUUUGCCUUAAUGUUACUCUUGUUGAUGUUGUUGGGGUUUUUUUUUUUUUUUUUUUGCUUCUCACUGUAAACGAAUGUUUUUCCACUCUUAACGUGACCAAAGCUUCCAUAUGAUCUAAGAUGGCGAUCGAGUACAAAAAAAAUGAACUAAACUAAAAUAAAAGGUGCCAGUCCAAUAAACGAGCUGGUUUGUUUUCACA